Molecule: messenger RNA, 2861 nt
Organism: Tribolium madens (black flour beetle)
Lineage: Eukaryota; Metazoa; Arthropoda; Insecta; Coleoptera; Tenebrionidae
Product: Werner syndrome ATP-dependent helicase-like
Exons: 11
Coding region: 145-2793 (882 amino acids)
Biological process (GO): double-strand break repair via homologous recombination; DNA replication; telomere maintenance
Cellular component (GO): chromosome; nucleus; nucleoplasm
Molecular function (GO): nucleic acid binding; ATP binding; four-way junction helicase activity
Source: RefSeq, a predicted model, not a curated record
AAUGAGUUCGAGUUUGGCAAAACCGACAAAAUCCCAAGCCACAAAUAAAUUUAAUAUUUCUUAAUUGUUAAUCUAGGGUUUUUAGUUUUACCCCCAUUUGUGUUGUAAUCGGUGUUUUAUUUUCUCCCUUUUCCGGCCAAAAAAAUGGAUUUCGAGUUCGAUGAUAUCGACAGUGGGGCCCUCGACGACCUUUUGGAGAAGAUAAGCAACACGUCACCGACGCGCAAGAAACCUGAGCCCGGCCCUGAACACCUCACAAUUUUGACGAAAUGUUUCGGGCACAAGACUUUCCGACCAAUGCAAUGGGAGAUAAUUUCGGCUAUUAUUGAUAAAAGGGAUGUUUGUGCCAUUAUGAGCACUGGAUAUGGCAAGUCUUUGUGUUUCCAAUACCCAGCGACGUUCCUCAAGGGGGUCACACUUGUAGUCUCACCGUUGAUAGCCCUAAUGCAAGACCAAGUCCUCGCUUUGACUGUUGCAAACAUCCCGGCAUGUCUUUUAGGGACUGCACAAAACGAGCAAAGGAAAGUCAUCGAGGAAAUAUUCCAAAACAAGUACAACAUCAUCUACCUCACCCCUGAGUUCUGUUCAGGCGAAAUGGGGGGCGAGCUUUUGAUGAAAAUGUCACAAGAACUCGAAAUUGUCUUGAUUGCGAUCGACGAGGCCCAUUGUAUCAGCUCCUGGGGGCACGACUUCAGGGCCCAGUACCGUAAUUUGGGGCUCUUGCGUCAGACUUUCCCCCAGCUGCCGAUAAUCGCCGUGACGGCGACUGCAACCCCCCGAGUGCGCGACGACAUCAUCACAAGUCUCAACUUGCGGGACCCCCUUGUUGUUUGCUCGGGUUUUGACCGGCCAAAUCUCUACUUCGAAGUGCACGAAAAAGGGGGCUGUGGCGUUUUUAGAGACUUGACAAGGGCCAUGGUGUGUGAAAAUGGCCAAUGGAGGUUCUCAGGCCCCACGAUUAUUUAUUGCAUCACUCGUAAACAAACCGAAGAUGUUUGCGAAGUGUUAAAAAAUUCUGGUGUUAGUUGUCGGGUGUAUCACGCCGGUUUGUCACAGAAGACCCGUCAGGGGGCCCAUGAGGACUUCGUGCGUGACAAAGUCGACGUGAUUGUGGCCACGAUUGCCUUCGGGAUGGGCAUAGACAAGCCCGAUAUACGAAAUGUGGUCCAUUAUGGGGCCUCGUCGAGUCUUGAGAGUUACUACCAGGAAGUAGGCCGUGCUGGACGUGACGGACUUCCGGCCCGAUGUGUCACGAUUUACAGUUCCGGUGAUUUUCAAAUCCUCCGGAACAUAAAGGAGUUUAGUGGGGGUAAUAGUCGACAUGAAACCGCUUUGAAAAAAAUUGAGGAGUAUUUCACUACUCGCAUGUGUAGGCGGCGCUUUAUUUUGGAGUUUUUUGACGAUAGAGUGGGGGAAGAUAAGCCAAGACGGAAUUGUUGCGACGUGUGUACGAAAAAACUUUAUGACACACGCACCGACCAGGAGAAAUACGAAGGGGUGGACGAUCAAGGCUGUUAUGAUUUUACAUCAGAUGCGAAAAAAUUCCUCAAAACUGUCUCAAUUUUCAGCGGAAAAUUGGGUUUAACCACUUAUAUUCUUUUUUUGAGGGGUUCCCAAUCGGCAAAAUUGAGCGAAAGUAAAAGGAAACACCCAUUGCAUGGGUGUGGAAAGGAGCAGUCGGAGGAGUGGUGGAAAUGCAUAGCGAAAAUUCUCACAACGGGGGGCUAUCUGGACCAAAGAACGGAAAAGUCAAAAGGGUACACCUAUCAGUCCUUAUCACUAACAAACAAAGGACACUCGAUGAUAACCGGAAAUGAGAAAUUAGUAAUUCCGCCACCGUCAACAGUUCUCAAAUUACUGAAACCAAAACCGACUAAAAAAGCGGUUUGGUUAACCACUAGUCCGGUUGAUGUCCCCUCGACCAGCAAACAACCGGAAAAUCCGGAAACGCAGGAGGAAAUCGACGCCCGGAUGUCGCUAUACCGGAAACUGCUCGAUCAGAGGACCGACAUUGCCGCGAAACUGGAUUGCAUGCCCUAUAUGGUGGCCUCCAAUGCGGCCCUAAUGCAAAUGUCAAAAUUCAAACCGAAAACAAUCGCCGAUUUGACACUCCUAAACCUUGAUGGCUUCCCGGAGGCGAAAAUCGCCAAAUUUGGGGCCGCUUUCUUGGGUGUGAUCUCGGGGAAUGUGGGGGCGGAGCCCGAGUGUCGGAGACAAAAAAUUAGGGAGAUUCUAGCCCGGAACCCCUUACCCGACGUGAGCAUGACUCUGACUGCCGAAGUCUCGUGUAAUAUGCUCCAGUCGGGGCUCACUGUGGGCGAAAUCGCGGCGAAAAGGGGGGUCACUGUGGGGACAAUUGUCUCGCAUUUGAUUUCAGGCAUCAAGUUCGGGUUUCCGGUGAAAAUGAGCGAGUUGGGGGUCAGUGAAGAGCAGCGCGAUGUGGUGAUCAACAUCUAUCGGGGGUGUGUCAAGACAGGUUUCACCACUGUUAGGUUAUCGGAAAUGAAGGAGAAGUGCCCCCCGGAGUACACAUUCGACCAAAUAAAGACAGUUUUGGCGUAUUUGCAAGUUAGGUGCCAUUUAGCCUCCCUCAAAGUUGAGUAUGAGGAGUUUGAGGACUUUAAAUUCAGUGAUGUUGAUUUGAGUGAGGAGCCGCCUUUAAAACGAGAAAAGAGAGACUUUGACGUAAUUCUUGAUUCGCCCCCGAGGAACUCCGCCUCUGAGCCUAAAAUCGAGGCAAAGAAGUCGAAAAAAGUGCUCCCGCCGUGGCUCGUGGCCAAAAAACUGUCUUAAAGUCUCACUAGAGUUAAGCGUUAAUCAAUUUUUGUAUUUUGUUAUAAAAUAAAAUAUUUUUGCUAUUA